GCCGCGGGUUUUACGGCCGCGGCGGCCGCGCUUGGCGGCGGCGGAGCGGGAGCUGCCCAGACGCGGCGGAUAUGGCCGAGGUACCGCCGGGGCCUAGCAGCGUCCUGUCCCCGCAGGGGGACACGCUCUCCCCCUUCCCGGGAGGAGGAGGAGAGGGGGGGGGGGCUGCUUCCUCCUCCUCCUCCUCUGCCACCUCCUAUGCCGCCGCCGCCGCCGCCGCCUGCACCGGCGCCCAGGACGAGGAGGCCGAAGAGGAGGAGGAGGAAGAGGAGGGACCCGCGGGCGGACGGGAGCAGCAGCAGCAGCGAGGAGGAGGCAGCGAGGGCGGCAAGGGGGGCCCGCAGCAGCACCGCCACCACCACCGCCACCACCACCACCCCCCGCACCACAACCACCAGCUCAACGGCCUCAUCAGCCCCGAGCUGCGGCACCUGCGGGCCUCCCUCAAGGGCAAGAUCCUCGGCUCGGAGGCUGGGGCGGCCCCCGAGGGGCUGGAGAACAAGCGAGCCAGCAAAACAAUGGGCUCCGGACAGCAGCAGUCGUCGCCCCCCACCGCAGCGCCCUGCUCGUCCCCCCACGCCAACCACCUCCCUCCCCAGGGAAGGACUGCACCCUCUCCUCCUCCUUCUCCCCCAGCUAAAGGGGACAGGAGCCAGCCUGCUGCCACCACCACGACUGCUGCUGCUAAGACUGCAGCCCGCAAUGGGCUGGCAGGAGAGACUGGCUUGGAGGAGGAAGAGCAGGAGGAGGGGGAUGAAGGAGGGGAGGAGGAGGAGGAGGAGUCCCUGCAGCUACUCUCCGGGUCCUUAGCAGCAGCCUGCAGUUUGAAAGGCUCGGGAACGGACUGUCAGCCCGAGGAGGACCUAACGAUACGAUACGUCCAGUAUGAGUCAGAGCUGCAGAUGCCCGAUAUCAUGAGACUGAUCACCAAAGAUCUGUCUGAACCCUACUCCAUUUACACAUACAGGUAUUUUAUCCACAACUGGCCACAACUUUGCUUUUUGGCCAUGGUAGGUGAGGAGUGUGUAGGUGCCAUCGUCUGCAAGCUGGAUAUGCACAAAAAGAUGUUCCGCAGAGGUUAUAUAGCCAUGUUAGCAGUGGAUUCCAAAUACAGAAGAAAAGGAAUUGGUACAAACUUGGUUAAGAAAGCUAUUUAUGCUAUGGUUGAAGGAGAUUGUGAUGAGGUUGUAUUGGAAACAGAAAUCACAAAUAAGUCUGCUUUGAAACUUUAUGAAAACCUUGGUUUUGUGCGAGACAAGAGGCUGUUCAGAUACUAUUUAAAUGGAGUGGAUGCACUGCGUCUGAAACUAUGGCUGCGUUAGGAGACCCCAUCCCGGCCAGCAAGCGACGUCCCAGCAGCGCAGAGUUGUCCUUUGCAUGCAAUGCAAUUUGUCCCAAAUUGCUUUGCAAGGUGGACUUUAGUACUUUCCAUGCAGCUCUUAAACCUGUCAGUGUCCCAUUGAGUGUCGCACACAUUCGUUGCACUUUGGCAUGGCGCAUUUGUUCCGAAUUAAAGCCGAUUGUCUCAGACUCCGAGUCCUUUUGGUACCAGCCAGAUGUGCCAGGUGAUAGCCAAGAUGUGUUCAUUCAUUUGCAAGUCUGCUGACUCUUUAGGACAUCCACACAGUUGAACGUUCGAUCAGAGAAAACCUGGAUGGGAACGCCGCUUUUGGUUCCCGAAAAUUCAAAAUAAAGCCAAUGUAGAUUGUAAAAUUCUAUAAGUAUACUAACAUUUCAUACAAAAAUUGCCAUAGUUUUCUGGGGAAGAAGAAGAAGAAAAAGAAAAAAAAGGCUUCAAUUUUAGGUUUUAUUUUUCAAUAUUGAAUUUUUCCAUUCUUAAAUAUUGGUACCUCAGUGAUUAGUGAAUGAAAAAAUGUAUUGUAGGGUGGGGUGUGUGUUACAACGAGUAACCAUUAAAUUGCGUCUGCCAGUGCCUGUAUAGAUAAGUAUAUUUGUCUUCACCUCUAAGUUUGGAGUGCAUGCUUUUAUUCUUUUACUUUCUUCAGUUGUCUUUGCAAGGAAAAAAAAAAAAUCUGCUUUUAUUUAAAUUCUGGAUUUGAUAAUAAAUUACUUCAGAUUUUUAUAAUUCGGAUACUUCUCCCAAACAAGGGUUUGGAAGGCCCUUCUUACAGCAAGAAGUGUAAGCUAUUUUUGAAAACCUUGAGUAGCUGCUAAAAGAACCUGGUGGCACCAGUGAAUCUCUGCUGGGUUUGGAUGCACUUUUGUCAUUAAAAGAGUGAGGGACUUCUUUUAAAAGAAGAUAUAGAGAAUUAAUGUAAAUUGGUAUGAUUUUUAUUUAAUCAAAAUUAUUGCUAGAAGCUCUGAGAAACAGCUAUUUUAAGAUAGUUGGAACAAUUUUUUUUUUUCAGAUUCAGAUUGCUUCAGUGUUCUAAAAUGCUUCAAUCUUUGGUUCUUGGUCUUGGAAGUGAAUUUCAAGGUGUAUCAUAUUCAUUUUCAGCUGCUCUCAUUUUCUCAACUUACAUGAGCUAAAUUAUUGGGGGAUUUUUUUCCCCUCUAGAAUCAAAGCAGUGGGGAAGGAAUUCUGUCUCUCUUUCUUGCAUUCACUCUUGCUCUGUUUUUCUUUUAUUUUUUUUUCUUUCUUUAAUUGGACUUACAUAGAUUUUACCAAUACCCAUCAAUUUUUUCAGUAAUGACAGCGUCGAGGCUUUCUUGUUCCGUGUGAUUCCAUAGCCCGGGUCUGUGAAUCAAUUGGGUUGAGUUUUUCUGUGGUUUUUUUGUUUUGUUUUGUGGGGAGGUUUUUUGGUUUUUUUUGGUUUGGUUUGGUUUGGUUUGGUUUUUUUGGGGGGUUGGGUUUUUUUUGUUUGUUUUUUUUUUUUUUGAAAGACAAAAUUAAAGGUAUUAGGUGACUUGUGGACGCACCUCUGUAAUCAGAGAUCUCAAAAUAUUCAGAGUUGGAAGGGACCCACCAGGAUCAAGUCCAGCUCUGAGGUGAAUGGUCCUUACAGGGAUCAAAAGGAUGAACUCUCAGUGAAUCCACUCUCACAGAAUCGAGCGAAUUCUCCAGAUUUGCCUUACUACCCUUUUUUUUUUUUUUUUUUUUUUUUUCCUUUUUAGGGUUUGGUUUGAGUUGUGGGGUUGGUUUUGGGGGUUUUUUGUUUGUUUGUUUUCAUUUUUACUAAUUACUGUACACUAAAAACCAACAAAACCCCUACCUCCAGUAUCAUUUGGAAAAGAGCCCUGUGCAGGAAAACUGGAUUUGAGCAAAGCCGCCUUUUGCACAGACCAAUCGCACAUGGUGAUGGAGUUUCUUACCAUGUACAAAUCAUGAGUUGUAUUUGAAAAUAAAGAUUUUUAAUGGAA
Vidua macroura (Pin-tailed whydah) is the source of this 3321-nucleotide messenger RNA. RefSeq names its product N-alpha-acetyltransferase 30, NatC catalytic subunit (gene NAA30). Gene Ontology annotation, cellular component: NatC complex. NCBI's taxonomy places the organism in Eukaryota, Metazoa, Chordata, Aves, Passeriformes, Viduidae. Gene Ontology annotation, biological process: N-terminal peptidyl-methionine acetylation. The record is from RefSeq and is a predicted model, not a curated record. Gene Ontology annotation, molecular function: protein-N-terminal amino-acid acetyltransferase activity.